CACGUUUCCUGUCAAAUCAGCUGUGUGUCAACCCGCAGUGGCGUUAGCUUCGUGCUAAAGCUAACAUCAUUUUGUGUCAUGGUGUUUUAGGCAUUAAGAAUCGUGUCAGCAUAAGGAGUUUAACUAUAUAUAAAGGCAAACUUGUGUGCUAACGUAGCAUGUCCAUUCAUUGCCUGUACUUUUAUUGAUUAGGUAAAAUGUGUUAAUUUUCCUGCUACCUGAGACAGCAUGCUAACCUUGAUACCCAAACUUGGGUAAAUGUUUAGAUAAAUUGUAAUGUUAAAACGAACAAAAGGGACAAAUACUUUGUGUAUGAGGUGUCAGCCAAAGGAUCUGUGUCUGUGUAUUGAGAGUGAAACACUUGUUGUUAGAGGUCUGGUUAUUUGAGGGAGGACAUGUCACUUGAGUUCUAAAUAGUUUUACAUUCUGUUGUGUUGAUGGUACUCCCUGUAAUGUCACACAUGAGUUAUUUUGUGUGUCCAAUAAUGGCUCUGGGUGUGGACUGCCCAAACUGGAAUGGCUGGAGUCUUUGACAUUGACCUGGAGACUGAAGAUAUCAGUGAUGCAGAGGAUGAAGUAUGUGACUUCACAGUGCCAGAACCAGAAAAUGUCCAGACAGAGGAAGUGGAGCUGACCAGUGAGAGUGUUAACAGAGACAGUGAGAGAGUUGGCCCUGACUGCUUUGAGCUGCUCAGGGUGCUGGGAAAAGGGGCAUAUGGCAAGGUAUUUCAAGUGCGCAAAGUUCAAGGCCCCCAGACUGGAAAAAUAUUUGCUAUGAAAGUCCUGAAAAAGGCAAAGAUUGUCUGCAAUGCUAAAGACACAGCCCACACUCGAGCAGAGCGAGAGAUUCUGGAGACCGUGAGGCAUCCGUUUAUUGUGGAUUUACUUUAUGCUUUUCAGACUGGAGGAAAGCUCUACCUCAUCCUGGAGUGUUUGAUUGGUGGUGAACUAUUCAUGCAGCUGGAGAAGGAGGGCAUCUUCAUGGAGGACACGGCUUGUUUUUAUCUUGGAGAAAUCACGCUGGCUCUGGGUCACCUUCACUCCAAUGGGAUAAUCUACCGCGACCUGAAACCUGAAAACAUCAUGCUCAACCACCAAGGGCACAUAAAGCUGACUGACUUCGGCCUCUGUAAAGAGUCCAUUCACGAUGGCAGUGUCACUCACACCUUCUGUGGGACCAUCGAGUACAUGGCUCCAGAGAUCUUGACCAGGUCGGGCCACAACAGAGCUGUGGACUGGUGGAGCCUGGGCGCCUUGAUGUACGACAUGAUGACUGGAUCGCCUCCUUUCACAGCUGAAAACAGGAAGAAAACCAUAGAUAAGAUCCUGAAGUGUAAGAUCAACCUGCCCCCUUAUCUGACCAUCGACGCACGGGACCUCAUCAAAAAGCUUUUGAAGAAGAGUCCGGCCCAGAGGCUUGGCUCCAGUAAAGCAGAUUGUGCUGAUAUUCAGAAACAUCCUUUCUUCAAACACAUCAACUGGGACGACCUGCUCAGCAAGAGAGUGGAGCCCCCCUACAAGCCACAACUGCACUCAGAGGAGGACGUGAGUCAGUUCGACACCAGGUUCACUCGACAGACUCCAGUGGACAGUCCAGACGACACCACUCUGAGCCACAGCGCUGAGCUCGCCUUCGCUGGCUUCACGUAUGUGGCUCCUUCUGUGUUGGAGAGUCUGAAGGAGGGAUUCUCAUUUGAACCAAAACCUCGAACGAUGCGCCGAUGUAACAGCAGCCCACGCACACCCAUAAGCCCUCAAUUUUCCGCAGGCGGUCCGUUCAAAUCAAACAUGUACGGAGAACCAGACCUGUUCUCUCCUGUCUCUCCUCCCACUUGUCCUGCCCCCACGCCACUGGAGAACGGAUGCGCCAGUCAACCAAUCAAAGCGCCCGCCCGCAACAAGAAGCAGAAAGGGCACCGCAGAUGAGCGCCAGGUGUUGGAACAUGGCUUUGAAUAUAUUUACAGUUUUGGGGGCACUUUGAGACAUAAGCUGGCUCAUUUAAGUGCCAAAUUUAGUCACAAGAGCAUUUGAACUAACUCCCAAUAUUAAAGAGACCACAUUACGCUAUUAUCUGAUCUCAGUUCCCAUGUCAAACACAUACCCAGAGUUGUGUUUUGUUUCAUUCACACAAACCCUGCAUUUUUAGGCUAAGUGCUCAAACAGAAAACACUCUGUUCCAACUUGUGAUGUCACAUGAAACAGAACACAACUUUGGGUAUGUUUUUGAUGAGGUAAGAACAUUCUAACAUGACUUAAAGCUCACAAGAGUCCAUUUUGGAUACUGUAAUAAAUGUGUAUAAAUAAUAAUAAUAAUGCAUCAGUUUUAUACAGCCCUUUUUUGCACUCUUUACAGAGCAUUAUUCAUUCAAUCCAUACAGGAAUACAAUUAUUGGAGUAAGGCAAGUAACAAGGCUUGCUCAAAUGAAACUGUUGAUAUUCAAAAUUGUGACUGUGUUAUUUUCUUACCUAUUCAGAAAAGUCAAUAUAUUUUUAAUAUUCAAAUUCAGUUUUCAGUUCUUUUUUUUUUUUUUUUUUUGACAAUUCAGGAAACCAUAAUGAUUACUAAUUCUUCGUAAUUCGUAAAUAAAUACAAAUCUCAGGUAUACAAGUUUCCUUUAACAUUAAUCAAUAAUUAUACAGGAUAACGUUUCCUUGUUGCUUAAUAUUGGUGAGUUUUUCUAAAAUCUUGUGCUAUAAGACUUUCUGAACACGAUGAAGAUGAAUAACCAUUUUGUACAUUGAUAUCUGAUUACAAAAUGUGAAUGCAUGGAUCUAAAGUGUUUUGGCUUUAUUUUCUAUAGUCUCUAGUUUAGUGAAUUGAGGUUUGGGAGUUAUAAUGGGAUUAAUAUUAAAACUGCCUCAAGUUUGUGUAACAUGAUAAGGGAAAAAUUCAGAAGUACUCCAUGAAUUGUAGUGUUUGAUCAAUGAAAUGCAAGACUGCGCUUACACCAUUUUUCACUAGUUAUUUUUUUCAUAUUUUAGUGGAGUGUUAUAAUCUAAACCCAAAUAAAGUAAAAUAUCUGCAAAUGAAGGAAGAAAAUAUUCCAAAAUUCGCUUGCAGAAAUUUGUGCAUUUAUUAAAGCAAAAAUGAUUGAAACAGUACAAUGUAUAAAACAACAACUACUCAAACCAAGGUUGAAUCAGGUUAACUAAUGUUGUUAUCCAAUAAUUAUUUUUGCUGUGUAUGAAUUGUAUUUAUUGCCAAACUAAACCUAUAUUCUGAAUAGUUUAUGAUAACAGUAACUGAGCCCACUCCACGGUGUGCCUCUCUGGGAUUCUUUUCUCCUGAUGCCAAAGCUCAUUUAAACAUAAUGACAAAAUCAAUGUCGUCUUGUGAAAAUAUAGUCUACUUAUUUCAUUAUAGAGACUUUAUGAGGGCUAUAGAAACAAUCAGCCUUUAUAUAAGAAUGAUAAUGUGAUUAAGAUAAGUAGUUAUCAUUGAGACCGUAAAUAUUAUUAGGAUUGUAAAGCUCUUUUUGGCUCUCACAGGCUGCCGUAGUGUGACAAUGUAGGAUGUUUCAUUGCAUUUGUUGUUGUGUGUGUUGAGUGAUCAUUUGCAUAAUGUUUGAAGGAUGCUGAAUGUGUUCCUUUGGUCAAAAUAAGAAUGCAAUUUAACGUUUUCCACAUGCUUAUUUCCAUUGAGAUGUUAUUACUUUGCCUGAAAUGUCCCACAGUAUGGCAUUAAUUCAUCUUGCACUUAUUCAGUUUCAAGUGUUUUUGAUUGUUCCAAAAUACCCAUUCUUACUGUGAGUGAGCUCGCCUCAGCGAAUCUAACCUGUACGUUUAAUGCCAGACUGUGGAACAUUCCAGGUAAGCCCAUAACAUCCAUGGAGACAAGCAGGUGACGGACCUUCCAUCAACAAAGCUACAGUACAACUUUUAAACGCAAAGACGAUGGCAAAACAGUUAUGGUUGGGUAUUUUGAGCCGAAGUAAACUAUAGGAAUAAUACAAUAUGGGGGUGUAUGUAUGAUUUAAUUUUUUGUUUGAAUUUCUGUAUUUAUUUUAACCAUUAUGUAAACUACUUGGCAAUUUUGUCAUAACUCCUAUCAGGACACUGGGCUUUUUCCAUUGAUUGUCACUGGCACAUAUCACUAUUUGUUUUUGCAAAGGCAGAUUCUGUUUUGGAAAUGCAACAGUUUAAAACCGUCAAAAGUUUGUCGAUUUUAUUUAUAGACAUAUAUAGUGAUAAUAUUUUAUUUAACUAUUAAUAGGUUUUACUUUUCUCUUUUUUUCUGUUACAUUGUUUUAUGACUUCAAAUAAAUAUGUAUAUGUACAUAUA
Boleophthalmus pectinirostris (great blue-spotted mudskipper) is the source of this 4283-nucleotide messenger RNA. Its product is annotated as ribosomal protein S6 kinase beta-2-like. Gene Ontology annotation, molecular function: protein serine/threonine kinase activity; ATP binding. The record is from RefSeq and is a predicted model, not a curated record. Bases 517 to 1926 code for a protein of 469 amino acids. The transcript has 16 exons. Gene Ontology annotation, biological process: signal transduction; protein phosphorylation. Lineage: Eukaryota; Metazoa; Chordata; Actinopteri; Gobiiformes; Gobiidae.